AUGAAGACGAAUACCCCCAUAAUCAUAAGCGAGGACGAAGAAAAAACACAUCAAGAGUGUAUAGAGUGUAACUUAUGCAAAUGCAUAUUAGUCGGGGGCGAUAAGGUUAGGGAUCAUGAUCAUUUAACGGGUAAAUUUAGGCAGACCUUGUGCUCUAGGUGUAACUUAGAGUUGCAACAGCCUAAAUUUGUCCCUGUCUUUUUUCAUAAUCUCACAAACUACUACUCGCACUUCAUAAUCACCGAACUUGGGUAUGAUACUCAAACUAUCAACGUUAUACCGAACAGUGAAGAGAAAUUUAUAUCUUUCUCGAAAUAUAUAAGUAGUACCUUCACUGUUCGGUUUAUCGACACGUUCAGGUUUAUGGCGUCGAGUCUGUCGUCCCUGGCUGAAAAUUUAGUUACACCCGAACAAAAGAACUUCCACGAGACAGCCAAACAUUUUGUCGCCGGAGAUAUGCCGCUCGUGACUCGUAAGGGGGUGUACCCGUACGAGUACACGGAUAGUUGGGAGCGGCUGGAUGAGACGAGGUUACCGAGGAAGAGAGAAUUUUAUAGUACAUUGACAGAGACCGGGAUUAAGGAGAAGGAGUUUGAACACGCGAAGGAGGUCUGGGACCACUUCGGCUGUACGACGUUGGGGAAGUACAGCGAUCUAUAUCUUAAAAUCGACGUGUUGUUGUUGGCGGACGUUUUUGAAAACUUCCGCGACGUGUGCAUGAGGGCGUAUAACCUGGACGCCGCCCAUUAUUUCACCGCCCCAGGCUUAAGUUUCGAUGCGAUGCUUAAGUUCACGGGGCAAAAUCUCCAGUUAUUGCAUGAUUACGACAUGUUGUUGAUGUUCGAAAAUGGUCAGUAUAUUAUUUUUUAA
Macrosiphum euphorbiae (potato aphid) is the source of this 870-nucleotide messenger RNA. The record is from the annotation of a GenBank genome assembly. NCBI's taxonomy places the organism in Eukaryota, Metazoa, Arthropoda, Insecta, Hemiptera, Aphididae.